UUUUCAUGUUUCCCAUUCGUUAUCAACAAGGACAAAAUAGGCACUAAUGACAGAUGCAGGGAAUUUGCCGAUAUGAGCUGUAAAGAUCAGAGAAUUGAACUGUAGCACAGAAUUCAAAGGAGGGAUUAAUAAAGGAUGUACAGCUUUAUGGGAGGAGGGCUCUUCUGCGCUGGUGUUGGGAACAUACUCUUGAUUGUUUCCACGGCAACAGAUUAUUGGCUGCAGUACCGUCAUUCAACCAACUACAUGCAUCAAGGACUGUGGCGGUAUUGUGUACCUGGAAAAUGUUAUUCACACACAGACAGUAUUGCCUACUGGGAUGCAACACGAGCCUUCAUGAUCUUGUCUAUUUUGGCUUGCUUUAUUGGCAUCAUCCUUGGAGUCAUGGCCUUUAUUCACUACUCAUCCUUUGACAAGUUUGACAAAACCUUUGCUGCUGGCAUUCUCUUUUUUACUUCAAGCUUUUUCGUCUUGCUUGCCAUGGCAAUCUAUACUGGUGUCACAGUAAAUUAUUAUGGAAAACGGUAUGGAAACUGGAGAUUCUCCUGGUCCUACAUUGUUGGCUGGGUGGCCGUGGUCCUCACAUUUUUUUCAGGUAUCUUCUACAUGUGUGCCUACCGCAUGCAUGAGAGUCACAGAAGCCUUAACACUCGCUAGAAGAACCAAUGCGCAUGUUCAAAGACAAGGAGGCUGCAUCAAAUUUUGUCACUGAAUAUUGAAAAAGCUGU
Molecule: messenger RNA, 728 nt
Organism: Erpetoichthys calabaricus (reedfish)
Lineage: Eukaryota; Metazoa; Chordata; Cladistia; Polypteriformes; Polypteridae
Gene: lim2.1
Product: lens intrinsic membrane protein 2.1
Exons: 5
Coding region: 136-657 (173 amino acids)
Cellular component (GO): plasma membrane
Molecular function (GO): structural constituent of eye lens
Source: RefSeq, a predicted model, not a curated record